Messenger RNA from Dufourea novaeangliae, 1314 nucleotides. RefSeq names its product histone-lysine N-methyltransferase SMYD3 (gene Smyd3). The coding region runs from base 1 to 1314 and encodes 437 amino acids. The record is from RefSeq and is a predicted model, not a curated record. Lineage: Eukaryota; Metazoa; Arthropoda; Insecta; Hymenoptera; Halictidae. The transcript has 6 exons. Gene Ontology annotation, cellular component: nucleus. Gene Ontology annotation, molecular function: protein binding.
AUGAAUGCUAAUAAAGAUUUUUUAAAAAAAGGAACUACUAUUUUGACUACUAAACCAUUCGCUUACGUUCUUAGUUCAAAAUAUAGCAGAGAUCGAUGCGAUCAUUGUUUAAGAAGUGGAAAACUUUCAAAAUGUUCUGCCUGCCAAUGUGUUUAUUACUGUAAUCGUUCCUGUCAACAAGAUGCAUGGUCCAUACACAAGACAGAAUGUCCAAAAUUAAAAAAGGUUUUACCAAAAGUCGUACCAGAUAUGGCACGACUUAUGACUCGCAUAAUUAUAAAACUAAAGCAAGGUGGAGGGGAAGAAAUGGGAUACUACAGUGAAACAAGUUAUAGAAAAUUUAAGGAUUUAAUGUCACAUUACUCUGAUAUAAAGAAAGAUAAGGAAAGGAUGGAACAUUUUAUGUGUCUAUGUGGCAUUUUAAAUGAAUUGUUUGAAAAUGAACCUAUGCCAAGUUAUGUAGAGUUAACAGCUAUUUAUGGCAGAAUUUGUAUUAAUUCUUUUAAUAUAUUUGAUCUGGACAUGAAUAGUAUUGGUGUUGGUAUUUAUUUAGCACCUUCAAUUAUUGAUCACAGUUGUAUGCCAAAUGCUGUAGCCACUUUUGAAGGACCUACUAUAACUAUUAGAACAAUAGUAGAUCUUCCUUGUUUAGAUUGGUCUCAGAUAAGAAUAUCAUACAUUGAUGUACUUAAAACGACAAAAGACAGACGCAUGGAAUUACAAAAUUCAUAUUAUUUUUGGUGCAAUUGUAAAAAAUGUGAACAGCCAGAACUAAUGGCUGAAGCUGCAAUGUGCCCAAACAAGUCUUGCACACAUCCUUGCUCUCCUGACACAGACACAUGUACAAAAUGUGGGACAGAAUUCCCAGAAAAAUUCAAAGAUACCUUUCAUGAGAUAUCUGACUUCACUGCAUAUCAUUUACAAAGCAUGAAGGAUAUGGCUUAUCUGGAUGUAAGCAAGGUAUGCCUAAAAAAACAAGAGGGUGUCUUGCAUCCACUUAAUAUACAACAUGUACAAACUUUACAAAGUGCUUUUGAUUCAACCAUAAGUUUACAACACUGGGAGGAAGCUGAAUCUUAUGCAAAAAGACUUACUAAUGGCUCCUUACUAUAUUACGGUGAAGUACAUCCACUGACUGGAAUAUUGUACCUUAUGAUAGGAAAGAUUCAGUUAUAUUUAGGAAAACCAAAACAAGCUCUAGAACCUUUAAAACGAGCCAAGUCUAUUUUAAUAAUAACACAUGAAGAAAAACAUACUUUGGUUAAAGAACAUUUAAAACCUCUUCUUCAUCAAGCAAUUAUGGAAGAUUUUUGA